AUUUUAUACAAUUCGCUAUAGAGAAAAGGAUAAGGAAAAGAAAUGGAUUUUUCAACUCUGUCCGGCCACUGAAACAAUUGUGGAAAAUCUAAAGCCUGACACAGUUUAUGAAUUUGGAGUGAAAGACAAUGUAGAAGGUGGAAUUUGGAGUAAGAUUUUUAAUCACAAGACUAUUGUUGGAAGUAAAAACAAAGUAAAUGGGAAAAUCCAAAGUACCUAUGACCAAGUCCACACAGUGCCAGCAUAUGUCCCAAGAAAGCUAAUCCCAGUAACAAUCAUCAAGCAAGUGAUUCAGAAUGUUACUCACAGGGCCUCAACUAAAUCCCCAGAAAAGACUCCCUAUGGAGGAACAAUACUGGUCCACCUUGUUAUUCCAGGUCUUAAUGAAACCACCAUAAAACUUCCUACCUCCAUAAUGUUUGAGAUUUCGGAUGCAAUCAAGACACAGUUAGCUAAGAAUGAAACUUUGGCGCUGCCUGCUGAAUCUAAAACACCAGAGAUAGAAAAAAUCCCAGCACAGCCCGUAACAGUGACUCCUGAAUCAGUUCCAAGAACCACUAAACCCGCUGUGUCUAGUGCGUUAGACAUUUCAGAAACAAUACCGGGUAAUUCUAAGAACUUUUUUUCUUAA
Messenger RNA from Lipotes vexillifer (Yangtze River dolphin), 631 nucleotides. Its product is annotated as target of Nesh-SH3-like. The transcript has 7 exons. The annotation marks the transcript as partial. The record is from RefSeq and is a predicted model, not a curated record. Gene Ontology annotation, molecular function: protein binding. Gene Ontology annotation, biological process: positive regulation of cell-substrate adhesion; extracellular matrix organization. Lineage: Eukaryota; Metazoa; Chordata; Mammalia; Artiodactyla; Lipotidae.